This is a messenger RNA of Pelobates cultripes (western spadefoot toad), 453 nucleotides long. NCBI's taxonomy places the organism in Eukaryota, Metazoa, Chordata, Amphibia, Anura, Pelobatidae. The record is from the annotation of a GenBank genome assembly.
AUGGCGGACCUCACGGCUCAGGCCCAAGCCACGGAAAACAAGAUGGAGGAGGUGAUGGAGACUGUGAGCACCCACGACACAGACAUACAAGAACUGAGAGAGCAGAUACCCAUCCUUGAAGAAUCCAAUAAACACCUAAAUAAUCGGACACGUCGGAACAAUAUCCAGGUAAGGGAACUGCCGGAAACAGUGUCCACUGAGCUGCUCCCAGAUUCACUUACCUUGGCUUUCCAAAAACCUCCUGCCAGAGGACUCCUCCUGAAGGACCACGCUCACCGCUCCCUGAGGGCACCCAGCGCCAUCUCUACCACCCCACGGGAUGUUAUGGUGCGUAUGCACUACUACCACAUCAAGGAGAGACUGAUACAAGCCACCAGGGACAAUCCUGUAGAGGUGGAAGACGUGCAAAUCCGGCUGUACCAGGACCUGGCACCUAACAUGCUAAAGAGGUGA